This is a messenger RNA of Amoebophrya sp. A25, 921 nucleotides long. NCBI's taxonomy places the organism in Eukaryota, Dinophyceae, Syndiniales, Amoebophryaceae. The record is from the annotation of a GenBank genome assembly.
UACGAUUCGAUGAGGUUAAGCGGUCACGAAAUCGCGUUUGUGCUGGGCAAAGGUGGAUCCACGAAGGCCAAAAUCGCGAGUGCGGCGGGGUGUAGUAUCGACAUCGACAGCGAGCGGGGCGUAGCAGAAGUUUUUUCGAACACGAGCUUCUUCAACGUGAAGAAAGGCUUAAAAUAUGUGCGUCUGUGCAAGCUGUCCCGUAACAUCAAUGUCCGACUGCGGCUGCCGGACGACGAUGACGGGGAUUUGACGGUGAUGCGGGUACCGAGCGACUGUGCGGGCUUCGUUACUGGGCGCGAGGGAGCUUUUCUGCGCGCAUGCGAAGAGCAGUACGGAACUUUCAUGUUCUUCUGCGACCUUCCCGACUUAGACCGAGGUGGGGGCAGCAACUCCUCGGGCGCAGCAGCAGGAGGUAAAAAUAGCCGGAAAAAGGGCCGCGGGAAGAAAGGAGCCGCCGCGGCGAAUAAUUCGCCGUCGCCGAUGGACGAUGGAGUCGACUAUCUGGCGGUCUUCGGCGACGAAAUGGGUCGCAAAGGAGCGAGCUUGAAAAUCAUGGGCGCAGUGGAGACGAAAUUACCUGGCUACUAUUUGGAUGACAUCGACUCGAACUACAUCUCGGACGAAGCGGGCUUCGACACCGAAACACGACAGCUCUCGAACGACGAGAUGAGUUUUGCCAUGGGACGGGAGGGCCUCACACGCCGCAAGAUUGCCCGUGCGAGCAAUGGCGGCGUCCUCGAGUUCGUGGGCCUUGUCGCGUUCCUGUGCGGCAAGAUGCCGGUGCGCCGACGCUUGCGAGACUACCUAGAGAUGCUGUUGAAGCAGCGCGCAUACGGCCACAUCCACGUCCCAGACAAGAUGGAGCGAGACGACUGCACCGUUUUGAAGAUCCCGUCCACCUACAUGGGCUUGGUGCGCGGA